Messenger RNA from Hippoglossus stenolepis (Pacific halibut), 4578 nucleotides. It is a transcript of the gene antxr2a, whose product is annotated as ANTXR cell adhesion molecule 2a. Bases 398 to 1981 code for a protein of 527 amino acids. The transcript has 17 exons. Gene Ontology annotation, cellular component: membrane. The record is from RefSeq and is a predicted model, not a curated record. Lineage: Eukaryota; Metazoa; Chordata; Actinopteri; Pleuronectiformes; Pleuronectidae. Gene Ontology annotation, molecular function: signaling receptor activity.
GUAGGUGCACCUGAACGCAGCCUAACUUUUCCCCCCGAGCCCUGAACUUUUCCUUCAGCUCGGGGGAAGUUUCCUCGGAGGUUUCCUCGGAAGUUUCCUCGGAAGUUUCCUCGGAAUAUUCCUUCAACUCGGUGAAGUUCUCUUUGAAGUUUCCUUUGAAGUUCCCUGGGCUCGUUUCCUUUCAGCUCGGUGAAGUUUCCUCGGCUCGUGUCCUCAGCUCGUGUCCUCGGUGUCUCCUCGGUCUGCUGGAGGCUUGUUGUCUGUCCCCACAGAGGAUGUGACCGAACCGUGACUCAAGACCAUGCAGAGCCCUCACGCCUGCUGACGUCAGAGCCGUGCUUUCCUCUGUUGCAGGUCAGCGCGCGGACUCACUUUGUUUUGGAGGAAGAACUUUGACAUGAAGCUGAGUCUCGUUGACUUUUCAAAGCCGCUUCCUCCUCCUCCUUCAUCUUCUUCUUCAUUCCGACGCGAAGCAGCGACACCGCAGCCGGAGACAAUGUGGCGGAAGCUCUCGGGACAUGUGGCGGCGCUGGGGGACGUGUUGCACGGCAGGAGUCGGUGGAGGUCCGCGGCGGUGGCCGUGGUCCUCCUGGCCCUGCUGGCCGCGUCCUGCCGGGCAGAGGAAGCCUCCUGCCACGGAGCCUACGACCUGUACUUCGUCUUGGACAAGUCUGGAAGCGUCUCCGCCAACUGGAUCGAGAUUUACUCGUUUGUGAAGAACCUCACCGACAGAUUUGUGAGCCCCAGCAUGAGAGUCUCCUUCAUCGUCUUCUCAGCCAGAGCCACGGUCCUGCUGCCUCUGACCGGAGACAGGUACGAGAUAGAAAAGGGUCUGGAGCGUCUGAAGGCCGUGAAACCAGCCGGUGAAACGUACAUGCACGAGGGAAUCAAAGAGGCAUUGGAGCAGAUUCAGAAACAGUCCAAAAAGUCCUCCAGCAUCAUCUUGGCUUUGACCGACGGGAAACUUGACGUUUACAUCCACGAGCUCACAGUGAAAGAGGCGGAUGAGGCGAGGAAGUACGGCGCCCGUGUUUACUGCGUGGGCAUCAAGGACUUCGACGAGCAGCAGCUCGCCGAAAUCGCCGACACCAAGGACCAAGUGUUUCCUGUCAAAGAUGGCUUCCACGCACUCAAGGGCAUCGUCAACUCGAUAUUGAAGCGAUCGUGCACAGAGAUUCUGAGCGUGGAGCCGUCCAGUGUCUGCGUGAACGAGUCCUUCGACAUCGUCCUCAGAGGAAACGGCUUCAAACUCGGCCGCAGCAGCGAAGGCGUCGUCUGCAGCUUCAUAGUCGACCAGCAAACCUUCAAUCAUAAGCCGAGCGCAGUGAGGAACGAUUACCUGCUGUGUCCUGCACCCAAGCUCUAUGAAGUCGGACAGACCAUGGACGUUCUCAUCAGCCUGAACGACGGCAAAUCCUUCAUCUCCAGCUCGUACACCAUCACUGCUUCCACGUGUUCGGACGGCUUUGCGGUGGCGAUCGUCUUCCUGGUGCUGCUGAUCCUCGUGGCUCUGGCCCUCAUGUGGUGGUUCUUUCCUCUGUGCUGCACACUGGUCAUCAAAGACCCGCCGCCACCUCCUCCACCUUCCCGUCCUCCGCCACCUGAGCCGGAGCCGCUGCCCAAGUCGCAGUGGCCGACUGUCGACGCCUCCUACUACGGAGGAAGAGGAGCUGGAGGAAUCAAACGCAUGGAGGUGCGUUGGGGUGAAAAGGGCUCGACGGAGGAGGGGGCCCGGCUGGAGAAAGCCAAGAACGCCAUCGUGUCCUUACCAGAUUACGUAGAGGAGCCAAUUGUGAAACGUCCCCCCCCGAAGCCGGCUCCCACCUACCACGCAGAGAAUAAGUGGUACACUCCCAUCAAGGGUCGUCUCGAUGCUUUCUGGGCGUUGUUGGGGCGGCAGUACGACCGAGUCUCCCUCAUGCGUCCCAGCUCGGCAGAGAAGGGUCGCUGUAUUAAUUUCAACCGAGUGCAGCAUCAGUAGAAAACACAGACGAGCGAGUGACAAGCAACUCGAGAAGAAGAAGUUUCAGGUUUUUUUAUUUUUAUUAUUUCCAUUUUUAUUUUUUUAAAAGAUGUAUAAUCCUGCAGCUAAAACCACUUCCUGUUCCCCCCGCUUCACUUUGUGCACAAAGUUUCUGCUUCUCCGCUCGAAGCUCACACACACACGACGGCUGAAAUGUUAAUAUUGUUAUUCCUUAAGUUAUUUACAAGCUUUUCUUUAAACACACGUGCACUUAAAAAAUAAGGUUUUAAUUUAUUUUAAUAAGGGUCGCCCCAGAAGCCGGCGCUCGGACUCCGUUACCAAAGGCUUCACAUAUUCUGACCAUAUUGUGCCUUCUGUGAAAAACCACAUUUCACGUACACAGACGGAAGCUAUCUAACAAAAUAAAUAAAUAAAUAAAUAAAAACCACGGAGGGAAGGGGCUGUUUGCCGUCGGCGAGGAAGUGGGAACAAUCCCAGUGGGGCCUCACCAGUGCAGAAGUCCACUGCCUCUUGGCAAUGUCUCCUCGCGACUCCUGUCCAACUCCAGCGGGGCCGGGUGCCCGGCGGCCGCCCUCUGACGGGCUCCUCUUGUCAUUUUAACACUGAGAAGUGCACACGCAUGACAAAUUGUGGACAGGAUGCCCCAAGGUACUAGAAAGGCAUCAAGACUUCGCCCUGUAGUUGAGUUUUUUUUUUUUUUUUAAGACACCUUCCUUUCAUUAUGCACUCGGGACAAGGAAAUUAAUAGAGCGUUAUUCGACCGCGGGACAGCCUCCUCGCCACGAUGAGCCUCGGCUCCGUUUGAGGGAUUGAUGCCUUGAAGACCUUGACAUGGCGCUUGGUGUUUCCUGCCCCUGUUUCCAGCGCAGUCUGCUCUCUGCUCGGCAAGGCGUAGCACAUCACCGCCCAUAAACAGGCCCAUCACUUAAGACUUCCAAGAUAUAGAUACAGCCGCCCCGACGCCGCUCGGCCCCGGCGUCUCAAUCCCUCUGAGGGGCCCGGGCCGCGUCACGACCCGGUGGUUCUCUCGGCACCGGAAUAUCAAAGUUUAAUUAAAAUAAUUAAAGGCAACAGCAAGCAGCAGCCUGUGAAGCCUCUUUUUUUAUGCCUUUUGACAUUGGAUGACCUAAUACCGCGUUAUUCUCAGGAAAAAGAGGACACGGCGCCGCGGUGACGCCGCGCCACCUCCGAAACGCAAACUAAAAGCAACGGAUGCGAUGGACGGAUAAGUAUUGUUCAUUUCCAGAAAUUAUGUGACCCCCCCCGCCCCUCAACCCACCCCAAAAAGCAGGGGAUAUAUACUUAUAUAUAUUGUGGAUUUCUCAAGCGCGCUGUCAUGACGCCAAUCCCAAAUGAUGUCAGCGUGAGCGGAAACACUGUGGGGGAGGAAAGGGGGCAGCAGCUGAAGAAAAAGGCUCGAAUGAUCCAGUCACUUCGGAUUCCGUACUUCAGAUGCAAAAUGGAUAUUCGAGUCGAAACCUGACAAAGCGCGGCGGCUUUGACGGGAAGCGGUAUAGACAAUGACCAGUGGCUGGGUCAGUGGGAUGUCUCUGUGCAAGCAGGGAAGCUUAUCAAAUGACACUAAAAAUAAGUUCAACAACCAUCAAGUUUCAGGGGGGAAUGGGCGUCUCCCGGUCGGUGGGCGCGGGGCGCGUGCGGGCGGGCGGGCGCCGCGCGACACGCCGCUCUAAUUAUUCCUUUGUUUCCUCUUCGUCCUGAUCGGAGGGACGUAAAUAAACCCAAUCAAAUCCUGGGGGGGUGCACUGGUAUUUAUGUCCGACUUCAACACUUUUAGCCUCUUGCAUAAUUUUUGCGGGCGGAUGUUUCACAGGCUCGUCAGCGUUUUUUCUGGACGAGGACGUUUUCGUUUUUGUCGUCUUUGUUACGACGAGGAGCACGAGGACGUUUUCAACCCGGACUAAUGAGAUAUUUACACAACCGUCACAACACACGUCGCCACGGCAGCAACACGUCACAUGUCCCCUUGUGUGUCCUCGCACACACACACACACACACACACACACACACACACACACGCACGCACACGGUAUUUAAAUUGUCCAACACUUUUUUAUUGUACAUAAAAUAAAUAUUUUUGUUGUAAAUGAAUGUUUUUGAUGAAAAAUUUGUAUUUUUGUGUUUCUGCUUUUUUUUAAAAAUAAAGUUGUUUUAUUGUUUAAGAUUCAAAAGUGAAAAAAAAAAAGAGAAGAUAAGUUUACUUUUAUUUUUAAAACAUUUAACUUUUCAACAGUUUAAAUUCAACAGUUCGGGUCGAAAACAAGUCGUUGAUGCGUCUUUAUUUUAUUUUUUUAUCCACAUUUCAACCAGAUUGUAGCUUGAAUGUCAUUCGCCUGCUUCGGUUUCUGCUCAGUUUCAACUCAUCGACUGUAAAUUAUCAUUUCAUUGUCUUUAAGAUUGUGUUUUUUAUAUAUUCUCAUAUUCACGAAGCACCUUUGAUUCCAGGUUCAACUCACACGUGUGAGUUGAAACCCCAAAAAAAACCAAAUAUGGCUUUUUUGUAUUGUUGAGUUUUACACUGUUUGUAUUUUCAGACGAAUAAACCCUGUUGUGUUAAAUACACAUUGUAGGAAAAA